Molecule: messenger RNA, 426 nt
Organism: Sphenostylis stenocarpa
Lineage: Eukaryota; Viridiplantae; Streptophyta; Magnoliopsida; Fabales; Fabaceae
Source: the annotation of a GenBank genome assembly
AUGUCAAGUGAGGAGUUCCAAGACCCGUCGAUGCGACUACAAAGAACCCAAAGAUGUGGAAACACUCAUGGAAGAACAUUACACAACCAAAAUAUAGACCUCAACUCACUUUUGCCUUCCUCGAUUCCAUUCUUCCAACACCCAUCGUAUCACCAGUUGGCACGUUUUUUAUGCACCGCCCUCUUCAAAAACGUUAGGCUUUGCACGAUAUUUCCUUAUGUCUUCCGCUAUCAAUUUGAGGUGUUAAUGUGGUUGCCAUCAAGUGUUUCCAUUUUCACCAUGGACAAGUUUGCAAGAAGGAUAUUGUUCUUCGAAGGUGGCAUUCAAAUAUAUGCAUGGUCUCGGGGUCCACUAGGGUGGUUGGUUCCAAGUGAAAUAUGUUCUCUUGAGGUUCGACGCGGUGUCAAGGCACCAAUGUUACCGUAA